ACGACGCUAUUUCAUUGUGAAUUGUCGUCGCGCGCACACGUCGCCAUGGCCUCCACCGUCCUCACCGCGACCACGUACGUUCUAAACACGCUGCAGAUGCUCCUGAGCCUCGGCCUCGCCUGUGCCUCGAUAUGGUUCUUCGUCGAGGUAGUCAGCAUCACCUCCCUUCGGAACACAAAUCACUACCUCUUAGACUACAACGUGUACUGGCCUCAGGCGAUACCAUGGGUGUUUUGUAUAGUGGCCUUGAUGGCAAUGUUCACGGCGUGCUGCGGGUUCGCCGGCGCCAGCAAGCGCAGCAAAGGACUGCUGGUAACGCACAUUAUAUUCCAAUCAGUUUCGGUGUUGCUGCUCAUUGUGAUCGCGAUAAUUGCCUUGACGCUGGCCGACUCUGAUGGGACGGCGAGUUUCGUCGGCGACACGAUAUGGGACGCGUUCAUCCACGCUCAGAACGACCACGGCAUAGAAUCCGCUUUCGGCGUCAUGGAGAAGAGAUUGCAAUGCUGCGGGGCCAUGAGUCCGCGUGACUACAUCAACAAGAGGAACGAGUUCCCGGUCUCGUGCUGCGACACCUACUACCACGGCUGGAUCGGGACCUACAACAUCAUCUGCGACUUCUCCAACUCGCUGGCCAACAGUCGCCACGGCUGCUCCAAGGUCGCCUCCGAGUACACGAGCAUUGUGAUAAAGGCAUUCUCUGCGACGUCCGCCUUCAUAGCGCUUAUUGGCAUCAUCAAUUUGUUUGUGAUGAUUGCGCUCCUGAGGAAACUGAAGAAUCGACAUCAUCCCAAAGUGUUAGUCGCUCAGUACGAAGCGGAGAGCAAGAAGGUGUUACUAUAAGGACUACGUAACCAGUGUUCAUUGGUUUUGACUUAGUGAUGAUUCAUUGGAGUUCCGGGUUUGAACGAGUGAUCUUGGAUCGAUGUUUGUAUAUUGAAUCAAAUAACUUUUCUGCGACAAUCUCCUUAUGGAGACUUCAGUAAAAGUUGUUCGGUUCAAUCUGUUUUGCUUUAAUUUAUUUACGUCGAGAGACUGGAUAAGUCUCAAGAUUUCUUUUAUUGAAAAGUUACUUGAGAAUUUAAAUAAUGAUGUGAUAAAUUUCUAUAUGUGUCAUAUAGAAAGGUAUGUUACGCAAAAGUUCAAAAAUUUGGAUAGAAUGCCAAAGAUAUUAAACAACCACCAAUAGACUAAUUAAUAAUUAAUUCACAACAUUUCAAUAUUGUAAAUGCAUUAACAAAUCACUUUGAAGAAAUGUUUCAAUUUGUGUUUAUUUCAUUGUUACCUCAAAUUUUUACUAUUUGUAAACUCAAAACGUUGUAUUUUCAAUAUUUUAGGGCAGAUAUAUUUCUAAUGUGUUUCAUGUGAAAGAACACAAAAUGAUUGUGUAUAUGUGCUUUCGGUAUCUACCUAUUUUCUAAAGCUCACAAGCUUUCGGAAGCUUGCGCAAGCCACGAACUGGACAUGAGCAUUAUGUAAACAGCAUUUUCUCUCUAAUACACGACGUAUGUAUGUAAAUAUGUCUUUAGUAAACAAGUUGUAAAGCGGUUUAAACUGUAGUAUGUGUCGAAUGUAUUCAAGCAAAAUUCACCAUUAUCACCACUUACAAAAGUGUUAUUUUUGCUAAUAAUAUGAGAUGUUGUGAUGAUAAUUUUGUAAAUCACAGAUUGUUAAAGAUUUUUUGUGUAUGUAUGUGUUUUGUGUGACGUAAUUUUAAGUAGAAGACUCAUGUUGUGAUGAGUAGUAAGGUCUACCGCUAACGAUUAGUUUAAGGUUAUUAAUAAAAUUUAGUUAUGAAA
Molecule: messenger RNA, 1796 nt
Organism: Bombyx mandarina (wild silkworm)
Lineage: Eukaryota; Metazoa; Arthropoda; Insecta; Lepidoptera; Bombycidae
Cellular component (GO): membrane
Source: RefSeq, a predicted model, not a curated record